This is a messenger RNA of Mugil cephalus (flathead mullet), 1460 nucleotides long. It is a transcript of the gene uchl5, whose product is annotated as ubiquitin carboxyl-terminal hydrolase L5. The transcript has 11 exons. The record is from RefSeq and is a predicted model, not a curated record. Gene Ontology annotation, biological process: ubiquitin-dependent protein catabolic process; protein deubiquitination. Gene Ontology annotation, cellular component: cytoplasm; Ino80 complex. Bases 106 to 1095 code for a protein of 329 amino acids. Lineage: Eukaryota; Metazoa; Chordata; Actinopteri; Mugiliformes; Mugilidae. Gene Ontology annotation, molecular function: cysteine-type deubiquitinase activity; proteasome binding.
CGCAGUGCUUCGGUUAAAUUAGCUUGACUAACGGUUGCGCGGCUAAGCUAAUAGCGUCUCCUCGAUUUAUGCGUGCGGUAGGUUGAAUAAACAACGCGGUGAAGAAUGACUGGAAGCGCAGGGGAGUGGUGUUUGAUGGAGAGUGACCCCGGGGUGUUCACGGAGCUCAUUAAAGGUUUUGGCUGCAAAGGAGCCCAGGUUGAAGAGAUAUGGAGCAUGGAGCCAGAGAACUUUGACAACUUGAAACCUGUUCACGGGUUGAUUUUCCUGUUCAAGUGGCAGCCGGGUGAAGAGCCAGCCGGAUCGAUUGUGCAGGAUUCACGGCUUGACCAGAUCUUCUUUGCAAAACAAGUCAUUAACAACGCUUGUGCCACCCAAGCGAUAGUCAGCGUUCUGCUCAACUGCUCCCAUCCAGACAUGCUGCUCGGAGACACGCUGACAGAGUUCAGAGAGUUCUCACAGAGUUUUGACGCAGCUAUGAAAGGUUUGGCUCUCAGCAACUCUGAAGUGAUCCGACAAGUUCACAACAGCUUUGCGAGGCAGCAAAUGUUUGAGUUUGACGCAAAGUCUUCAGCGAAGGACGAGGAUGCCUUCCACUUUGUGAGCUACGUCCCCGUAAACGGCAGACUAUACGAGCUGGACGGGCUUCGAGAGGGACCGAUCGACCUGGGUGCGUGCAGCCAAGACGACUGGAUCAGCGCAGUUCGUCCUGUGAUCGAGAAAAGAAUACAGAAGUACAGCGAAGGUGAAAUCCGGUUCAACUUAAUGGCCAUCGUGUCAGACAGAAAGAUGAUAUACGAGAGGAAAAUCACAGAGCUCCAAACUCAGCUUACCGAGGAUGAACCAAUGGACACAGACCAGAGCAGCACAUUUCUCAGCUCCAUCCAGUCAGAGAUCGCCAAGUACCAGCUCCUUAUUGAAGAAGAAAACCAGAAACUUAAAAGAUAUAAGAUUGAAAACAUUCGGCGAAAACACAACUACCUUCCGUUCAUCAUGGAGCUACUGAAGACACUGGCAGAGUACCAACAGCUAAUACCUUUGGUGGAGAAGGCAAAGGAGAAACAAAGCGCCAAAAAAGCCCAGGAGGCCAAGUGAACAACAACAACACACACUUUCACCAGAGAGAGAGAAACCUCGAGUACACAUGAACGAAAACACACAUCCAUCCUGAACCCCUAGAGUCACACUUUCAUCAGUGCGAAUGCUGCGCAUCAGCUGUCAAAUUCAUAUUAAUGACCGUGGAUGGCCUGCAGCACUCUCUCUCUCUCUCUCUGUCUCUGUCUUUCUCACUGUGGCGCCCUGUGAACCAUCCGGACGACUACAGAUUAAGAACUGCACUGCAGGUGUAGCAGAGAGACUCCUCCACGCGUGCGUGUGUUUGUCCGUCGGCUCUAAUGCAUGAUAGAAGGAAACGUCAAAUAUGUCCUGUCUUAUUUUCAUAAUAAAAUGUCUACACGUUG